This is a messenger RNA of Pseudophryne corroboree (corroboree frog), 2055 nucleotides long. Its product is annotated as zinc finger protein OZF-like. The coding region runs from base 115 to 1785 and encodes 556 amino acids. Gene Ontology annotation, cellular component: nucleus. Lineage: Eukaryota; Metazoa; Chordata; Amphibia; Anura; Myobatrachidae. Gene Ontology annotation, molecular function: DNA-binding transcription factor activity, RNA polymerase II-specific; RNA polymerase II cis-regulatory region sequence-specific DNA binding. Gene Ontology annotation, biological process: regulation of transcription by RNA polymerase II. The record is from RefSeq and is a predicted model, not a curated record. The transcript has 2 exons.
GAGACGUAUGUGACUGAUAUAAAGGCAGAAGAUAUAGAGGGAGAAGAAGAGACGUAUGUGACUGAUAUAAAGGCAGAAGAUACAGAAGGAGAAGAAGAGACGUAUGUGACUGAUAUGAAGGCAGAAGAUAUAGAAGGAGAAGAAGAGACGUAUGUGACUGAUAUAAAGGCAGAAGAUAUAGAGGGAGAAGAAGAGACGUAUGUGACUGAUAUAAUGGCAGAAGAUAAUGAGGGAGAAGAAGAGACGUAUGUGACUGAUAUAAAGGCACAAGAUAUAGAGGGAGAAGAAGAGACUUAUGUGACUGAUAUAAAGGCAGAAGAUAUAGAGGGAGAAGAAGAGACGUAUGUGAGGGGUGAUCAGCAGUGUAAGGAGGAGGAAAUCCCUACAGAUAUCAGCACAGAUGGACACACAAGCAGGAAUAUCUCAGAAGGACAUCUAAUGUUAUCCCCGGAUUGUGACAUAAAAGAUAAUGACAGUAGACAGGAUUCUCCAGGAGAUAAUCCCAUUACCCCAAUUAUACAUCCAGCUCUAUCAGCUGGUCCCCCUGAUCCUGGGAAAUGUUCUCCUGAUCACUCUGAUAUUGGUGCAUCUGUUACAGCUCUGAGAGUAAAUACAGAGUUUCCGUGUUCUAUAGAUGCCAAAUAUGUUACACAGAACACAAAGAUUAUUACCCAUCAUCCAGCUAAGGCAGGUGAGAGGUCACUGAUAUGUUCUGAGUGUGGGAAAUGUUUUACAGACAAAUCAGGUCUUAUUACACAUCAGAGAAAUCACACAGGUGUGAAGCCAUUUUCAUGUUCUGAGUGUGGGAAAUGUUUUGCAUAUAAAUCAGGUCUUAUUACACAUCAGAGAAAUCAAACAGGUGUGAAGCCAUUUUCAUGUUCUGAGUGUGGGAAAUGUUUUGCAUAUAAAUCAGGUCUUAUUACACAUCAGAGAAAUCACACAGGUGUGAAGCCAUUUUCAUGUUCUGAGUGUGGGAAAUGUUUUGCAUUCAAAUCAGAUCUUCUUAGACAUCAGAGAAGUCACACAGGUGAGAAGCCAUUUUCUUGCUCUGAGUGCGGGAAAUGUUUUGCCCGGAAAUCACAACUUGUUACACAUCAGCGAAGUCACACAGGUGAGAAUCCAUUUUCAUGUUCUGAGUGUGGGAAAUGUUUUACAUGCAACUCAUAUCUUGUUAUACAUAAGAGAAGUCACACAGGUGAGAGGCCAUUUCCAUGUUCUGAGUGUGAGAAAGGUUUUGCACGGAAAUCACAUCUUCUUACACAUCAGAGAAGUCACACAGGUGAGAAUCCAUUUUCUUGCUCUGAGUGUGGUAAAUGUUUUGUAAGUAAUUCACAUCUUGUUAUACAUCAGAGAGGUCACACAGGUGAGAAGCCAUUUUCUUGCUCUGAGUGUGCGAAAUGUUUUGCACGGAAACCAGAUCUUACUACACAUCAGCGAACUCACACAGGUGAGAAGCCAUUUCCAUGUUCUGAGUGUGGGAAAUGUUUUGCACUCAAAUCAGAUCUUAUUAAACAUGAGAGAAGUCAUACAGGUGAGAAGCCAUUUUCUUGCUUUGAGUGUGGGAAAUGUUUUACACAGAAAUCACAACUUGUUAGACAUCAGCGAAGUCACACAGGUGAGAAACCAUUUCUAUGUUCUGAGUGUGGGAAAUGUUUUGCACACAAAUCAGUUCUUAUUAAACAUGAGAGAAGCCACACAAGUGAGAACUCAUUUCCAUGUUCUGAGUGUGGGAAAUGUUUUCCAUACAAAUCAUCUCUUGUUAUACAUGAGAAGUCACACAUGUGACUUCUCUCAUGUCAUGCUCUGAGUGGGGAAAAUGUAUUACACACAAAUCACAUCUUGUUACACAUCAGCGAAGUCACACAGGUGAGAAGCCAUUUCCAUGUUCUGAGUGUGGGAAAUGUUUUGCACACAAAUCACAUCUUGUUACACAUGAGAGAAGUUACACACGUGAGAGGCCAUUUCCAUACUCUGAGAAAUAAAUCAGCUCUUGUUGCACACAAUAGAUAUCACUCAGGUGAGAAACCAUUUUAAUCUUCUGGAGUAUACUUAUCA